GGCAAUGGGAAGUUAGAGCGCGACGGGACGAGGACAAAACAAGAUGGCGUUUUACGGAGGAGACGUUAUUGUGUUUAUGAUAGAAUGUGUUCUUAAUCAGUGCGUACGUACACACGUAUAUAUUUUGUUUCAUAUAGUAAACGUUGUCGAUCUUUGUUUGGGUCCGAAAACAUUAGUCGAAGCGCACUUUGCGGCUUCUUGUGCUAGCUUAGCUUGUUAGCUGCUAACAAAGAGAGGCGGAAGUGAUCAACACACAUCGCUAAGAAGAGAUCAAGUGUGAGUGUAAAGCUGAGAAAAUGUGCGAAAGAACGAUAGCAGAGUACGAGGAGGAACUUUGUCCAACAAAAGAGGAGAAGGAGCGACAACGUCAACUACUGGACGCUGUUUUCAAGAAACAUCAAGUUGUGUUACACAGAACAGACGUCCAGCAGCCCCCCCAUAUUAAAGAGGAAGAGGAGGAAGUGUGGAUCACUCAGGAGGAAGAGUGUCUUCUAGGGCAGGAGGAGGCUGAUCUCCCCAAGUUUCCACUGACUGUUGUCUCUGUGAAGACUGAAGAGCAUGAAGACAAACCACCUGAGUCCUCACAGCUUCAUCACAGUCCAAACGUCUCUGAAGAACGACUUCUCCCUGAGCAACAGGAGUGGAGAUUCCGGAUGGAGCAGGCGAAGCCACAGCCCUCCCACAUUAAAAAAGAAGAUGAGGUGCCACAGACAACUCACAUUAAAGAGGAAGAAGAUGCACCAGAGACCCCUUACAUUAAAAAGGAAGAUGAGGACCCAGUGUCCCCCAGUUUUAAAGAGGAAGUUCCACAUUACCCUCACAUUAAAGAGGAGGAGGAGGAACACAGCAUCCGUCAGGAGGGAGAGCAUCUUGAAUGGUUGGAGGAGUUCCCAGUGAUUGGUGUCCCUGUGAAGAGUGAAGGUGAUGAGGUCAAAGGUGAGAGUGAGGAGAAGAGAGAGGCGGAGCCUCCAAGCAGCAGCUCAACUCAACACAUGACAACAGAAGCUGAUGGAGACCACUGUGGAGGAUCACAAGCAGACAAGCUCUUAGCUCCACUAUCAGAUAGUGAGGACACAACGUCACACUCUCCUGACACUGAUGAUGAAGACUCUAAAGAUGAUAAAACAUGUCACACUGACAACACACACUUCACAUGUUCUCACUGCGACAAAACUUUUAAAUACCAUUGUUAUCUGAAAGAACACGUGAGAACGCACACCGGGGAAAAACCUUUUUCCUGUUCAAAAUGUGGUAAAAGUUUUCAACGAAACGACGUGUUGAAAGAACACAUGAGAACACACACUGGGGAAAAACCUUUUUCGUGCUCGGUGUGUGGUAAAGACUUCAUUCAAAGUCAACAUUUGAAAGUUCACAUGAGAACGCACAGUGGUGUGAAACCUUUUUCAUGUUCAAUUUGUGCCAAAGGUUUUGUCGCAAGUCAAAAUUUGAAAGUACACAUGAGAAUACACACUGGAGAAAAACCCUUUUCUUGUUCAGUCUGUGGUAAAUGUUUUGCAGCAAAUCAAAAUUUGAAAUUACACAAGAGAACGCACACUGUAGAAGAACAUUUCAACUGUUCAAUCUGUGGUAAAAGUUUUAGACGAAGUCAGAGUUUGGAAAGACACACAAGAAUACACACUGGUGAAAACUAUUUUAGCUGUUCAUUCUGUGGUAAAAGUUUUGUACAAAGUCAUGAAUUGAAAGUACACAUGAGAAUCCACACUGGAGAAAAACCUUUUAACUGCUCAGUCUGUGGCAAAAGUUUUUUAACCAGUCAAAAUUUGAAAGUACACAUGAGAAUACACACUGGGGAAAAGCCUUUCACCUGUUCAAGCUGCGGUAAAAGUUUUGUACAAAAUCACAAUUUGAAAGUACACAUGAGAACACACACUGGUGAAAAACCGUUCUCCUGUUCAAUCUGCAACAAAAACUUUUGUAGCCAAAGAAACAUUGGAGUACACAUGAGAAUACACACAGGCGAUAAAAUGUUGAGUUGCAUUGUUUGUGGUGAAAGAUUCUCUUAUAGGUACCAGUUGAAAAAACACAAGUGUGCUGGUGAGAACUCAAAACACAUCGCUAAGCAGAGAUCAAGUGUGAGUGUAAAGUGUUGUGGUUGUGUGAAAAUGUGCGAAAGAACGACAGCAGAGUACGAGGAGGAACUUUGUACAACAAAAGAGGAGAAGGAGCGACAACAUCAACUACUGGACGCUGUUUUCAAGAAACAUCAAGUUGUGUUACACAGAACAGACGUCCAGCAGCCCCCCCACAUUAAGGAGGAAGAGGAGGAAGUGUGGAUCACUCAGGAGGAAGAGUGUCUUCUAGGGCAGGAGGAGGCUGAUCUCACCAAGUUUCCACUGACUGUUGUCUCUGUGAAGACUGAAGAGCAUGAAGACAAACCACCUGAGUCCUCACAGCUUCAUCACAGUCCAACUGCAGACGUCUCUGAAGAACGACUUCUCCCUGAGCAACAGGAGUGGAGCUUCAGGAUGGAGCAGACGGUUAUUAAAAAAGAAGAUGAGGUGCCACAGACCCCUCACAUUAAAGAGGAAGAAGAUGCACCAAAGACCCCUCACAUUAUAAAGGAAGAGGAGGACCUACUGAUACCCUACAUUAAAAAGGAAGAUGAGGACCCAGUGUCCCCCAGUUUUAAAGAGGAAGUUCCACAUUACCCUCACAUUAAAGAGGAGGAGGAGGAACACAGCAUCAGUCAGGAGGGAGAUCAUCUUGAAUGGUUGGAGGAGUUCCCAGUGAUUGGUGUCCCUGUGAAGAGUGAAGAUGAUGAGGUCAAAGGUGAAAGUGAGGAGAAGAGAGAGGCGGAGCCUCCAAGCAGCAGCUCAACUCAACACAUGACAACAGAAGCUGAUGGAGACCACUGUGGAGGAUCACAAGCAGACAAGCUCUUAGCUCCACUAUCAGAUAGUGAGGACACAACGUCACACUCUCCUGACACUGAUGAUGAAGACUCUAAAGAUGAUAAGACAUGUCACACUGACAACACACACUUCACAUGUUCUCACUGCGACAAAACUUUUAAAUACCGUGGUAAUCUGAAAGUACACAUGAGAACACACACCGGGGAAAAACCUUUUUCCUGUUCAAAAUGCGGCAAAAGUUUUCAACGAAACGACGUGUUGAAAGAACACAUGAGAACACACACCGGGGAAAAACCUUUUUCGUGCUCGGUGUGUGGUAAAGACUUCAUUCAAAGUCAACAUUUGAAAGUCCACAUGAGAACGCACAGUGGUGUGAAACCUUUUUCAUGUUCAAUUUGUGCCAAACGGUUUGUCGAAAGUCAAAAUUUGAAAGUACACAUGAGAAUACACACUGGUGAAAAACCCUUUUCUUGUUCAGUCUGUGGUAAAUGUUUUGCAGCAAAUCAAAAUUUGAAAUUACAUGAGAGAUCGCACACUGUAGAAGAACAUUUCAACUGUUCAAUCUGUGGUAAAAGUUUUAGACGAAGUCAGUGUUUGAAAAGACACACAAGAAUACACACUGGUGAAAACAAUUUUAGCUGUACAGUCUGUGGUAAAGGUUUUGUACAAAGUCAUGAAUUGAAAGUACACAUGAGAAUGCACACUGGAGAAAAACCUUUUAACUGCUCAGUCUGCGGUAAAAGUUUUGUAACAAGUCAAAAUUUGAAAGUGCACAUGAGAAUACACACUGGGGAAAAACCUUUCACCUGUUCAAGCUGCGGUAAAAGUUUUGUACAAAAUCAAAAUUUGAAAGUACACAUGAAAACACACACUGGUGAAAAACCGUUCUCCUGUUCAAUCUGCAACAAACACUUUUGUCACCAAAGAAACUUUGGAGUACACAUGAGAAUACACACAGGUGAUAAAAUGUUGAGUUGCAUUGUUUGUGGCGAAAGAUUCUCUUAUAGGUACCAGUUGAAAAAACACAAGUGUGCUGGUGAGAACAGCAGCAGCAAAUGAAGAUGCAGGAUUUCAAUUAUACUGUCAAAAUUUUAACUUUGACUUUCUAACAACAUCGGCACAUAUAACAUGUGUGACAUCAUUGUUGUGUGUGUAACACAAUCUUGUUAUCAUACUUAUAGAUUAGAUUUUUUAGAAUAGUGGGGGGUUUUUUCAGUCAAGUACGUGCAUUAAUUUACAACAUUGUGUACUUUUAUUUAAAAAUAAACAGAACAAUUUGAAUUAAAACAGAGUAAACAGUAUAAAACAUGUUACAUAUAAUAAACAUUCAAUGUGUAUAUAUUUAUAAUUCACGUUUAUACUUAAUCAUAGCAAUGUUUGUAUUGAUAAUGAAAUGUUAUACAUUUUCAUUUCUAAUUGUAAAUGAUUCCAUUGAUGAAGACCUUUUAUAUGAUAUAUUUAACAUACAUGUAUUAACAUGUUUAACAUGUGUUCAUACCUUUUGCUUUUGAGUACACAUACAUCCCUCUUAGAUAAUAUUUACUGGUUCACAUCUACAAAACCAGUGAAGUUUGCACGUUGUGUAAUUCGUAAAUAAAAACAGAGUACAGCAAAGCCGCCGGCGUUUCUGGGUGUUGUUGAUAAAUGGCUUUCGCUUUGCAUAGUAGAGCUUUAACUUGCACUUACAGAUGUAGCGACAAACUGUAGUUACUGACAGUAGUUUUCUAAAGUUUUCCUGAGCCCAUGUGGUGAUAUCCUUUACACACUGAUGUCGCUUUUUGAUGCAGUACCGCCUGAAGGAUAGAAGGUCUGUAAUAUCAUCGGUUACGUGCAGUGAUUUCUCCAGGUUCUCUGAACCUUUUGACGAUAUUACGGAGCGUAGAUGGUGAAAUCCCUAAAUUCCUUGCAAUAGCUCGUUGAGAAAUGUUGU
Molecule: messenger RNA, 4803 nt
Organism: Entelurus aequoreus (snake pipefish)
Lineage: Eukaryota; Metazoa; Chordata; Actinopteri; Syngnathiformes; Syngnathidae
Product: zinc finger protein 26-like
Exons: 6
Coding region: 297-3932 (1211 amino acids)
Biological process (GO): regulation of transcription by RNA polymerase II
Molecular function (GO): RNA polymerase II cis-regulatory region sequence-specific DNA binding; DNA-binding transcription factor activity, RNA polymerase II-specific
Source: RefSeq, a predicted model, not a curated record